Molecule: messenger RNA, 2016 nt
Organism: Rosa rugosa (rugosa rose)
Lineage: Eukaryota; Viridiplantae; Streptophyta; Magnoliopsida; Rosales; Rosaceae
Exons: 1
Coding region: 1-2016 (671 amino acids)
Biological process (GO): mRNA splicing, via spliceosome
Cellular component (GO): catalytic step 2 spliceosome
Molecular function (GO): RNA binding; protein binding
Source: RefSeq, a predicted model, not a curated record
AUGGCUAGAAAGCACAGUAUUGAAUUGAGCGAUAAUGAUAUGAGGUAUAGAAGUAAAAACAAUCCCAGGUCGAACUAUCGUCUUGAACGUGGCGAUGAAAUUAAUUCCUCAGAUUCUGAUAGAGGAUACUGUACAGAAAGAAAAGAUUUUGAUAGAAGAUGUAGAGCAAGGCAACAUGCUGGGAUAUGGGAUGAGCAUCAUAGGAAGGAAUCACGAAAUAAUGAGCAACAUAGCAGUUCAAAACCACCUCAUGGACGCUCCACAUUGCUAGAGGGAAACCGAGACCGAAACCUGAAUACUGAUGUGUCAAGUUUGGGAAAGAGAGAUGGAAUUUAUGUUCCGCCUUAUAAGUUGGCCCGAAAGAUGAAAGAGGUCGAAGAUAAAAGUAGCAUUGAGUAUCAGAGGCUGACAUGGGAUGCCCUAAAAAAAAGCAUCAAUGUCGUAGUGAACAAGGUCAAUGCUGCCAACAUAAAGAAUAUAAUCCCUGAGAUCUUUUCAGAGAAUCUCAUUCGCGGUAGGGGCCUCUUCUGCCGAUCCAUUAUGAAGUCACAGAUGGCAUCUCCGGGAUUCACAGACGUAUUUGCUUCCUUGGUUGCUGUUGUCAACACCAAGUUUCCUGAGGUCGGCCAGCUUAUGUUGAGAAGAAUUGUCCUGAAGCUUAAGAUAGCAUUCAAGCGGAACGACAAGCCACAGCUACUAGCUGCAGUUAAAUUCAUUGCUCAUCUUGUAAACCAACAAGUGGCUCAUGAGAUUGUAGCAUUGGAAUUGCUAACUGUGCUGCUUGAAAACCCUACCGAUGACAGUGUUGAAGUUUCUGUAUGGUUUGUGACAGAUUGUGGCUCAAUGCUACAAGACCUUUCACCGAGAGGGCUGCGCGGAAUCUUUGAUCGGUUUUUGGGGAUUCUUCAUGAAGGAGAAAUUGACAAACGAGUUCAGUUUUUGAUUGAGGGCUUAUUAGCUUUAAGGAAAGCCAAGUUUAAUGGUUACCCAGCUGUUCGUCCAGAGUUGGACCUCGUGGAGCAAGAAGACCAGUUCACUCAUGAGGUUUCUCUUCAAGAUGAGAUAGAUCCAGAAGAUAGCCUUAAUCUCUUCAAGCCGGACCCUGAUUUCCUUAAGAACGAGAAGCGCUACGAAGAAGUAAAGAAAACAAUACUCGGUGAUGAGUCUGAAGACGACGAUGAGGUCAACGAUGACGAUGAAUCUGAAGAAGAACAAGAGGAGGAUGAGCAGCACAUGCAAAUAAGAGAUGAGACAGACACAAAUCUCAUCAAUCUUCGAAGGACGAUAUAUCUGACCAUCAUGUGUAGUCUAGAUUUUGAGGAAGCAGGUCAUAAGCUUCUUCAGAUUAAGCUCGAACCAGGCCAAGAGAUGGAGCUAUGCACUAUGCUUUUAGAAUGUUGCAGUCAGGAGAAAAACUACCGUCCUUUUUACUGUCUCUUGGGACAGCGGCUUUGCAUGAUCAACAGAAUCUACCGGGAAAAUUUUGAGAGAUGUUUUGUACUGCAGUACUCGAUGAUCCACCAGUUUGAAACAAACAAGAUUCGCAAUGUUGCUUCAUUUUACGCCCAUUUACUCUCAACAGAUGCUCUUCCAUGGCAUUGCAUAGCCUAUAUGCGUCUAACCGAAAAGGACACCACUUCAUCUUCUAGGAUUUUUAUCAAGAUCCUUUUCCAGGAGUUGUCAAAGCAGCUUGGCACUCGUAUGCUUAAUGAGCGGCUCCAUGAUCCGGCCAUGCGAGAAAGUAAUGAGUCUAUUUUGCCGAGGGAUAAUCCGAGGAACUCCCGGUUCGCCAUAAAUUUCUUCACACAAAUAGGGCUUGGUCCUCUCACUGAGAACCUGCGUGAGUUCUAUGAUCACCUGCCACAGCUUAUUAGGCAACAACAAAAAGCAGUGUUGGAGGAAGAAUCUGAGAGCUCUGGUUCAUCGGAUUCGGAAUCGGAAUCAUCAAGCUCUGAUGAUGAAAGCGAAAGUGAUGGGGAUGAAAGACGCAAGAAUAAACGGAGGAGGAGAGAUUAA